This is a messenger RNA of Nelumbo nucifera (sacred lotus), 3440 nucleotides long. Its product is annotated as telomere length regulation TEL2 family protein. NCBI's taxonomy places the organism in Eukaryota, Viridiplantae, Streptophyta, Magnoliopsida, Proteales, Nelumbonaceae. Gene Ontology annotation, molecular function: Hsp90 protein binding; telomeric repeat DNA binding. Gene Ontology annotation, biological process: 'de novo' cotranslational protein folding. The record is from RefSeq and is a predicted model, not a curated record. Gene Ontology annotation, cellular component: cytosol.
AACAUGCCUUACGGGAAAUUUCUUUAACACGCGCAUCCCUUCGCGCUGUGGCGAUUCCAAAAAUUGAAGAAAUCUGCCUCGCGUCGAAGUGCAAACCUCGAUAGUCUCUGUUCGAGCACUUUCCAUGGAGGAGUUAAGCAGAAGAGAGCUUGAGAAGAAAAUCCUCGAAAAAGUUGGAGGCGUGAUUUCCGCCAUUAACGAUGCAAAGCACGUUGAUGAGGUCAUCUGCGCUCUUCACUCCAUCGCGGUUCUGCUAUUCCCGCUCGAUUCGUCACUUCUGUCUGGUAGCAUAGAUCGUCGAUACAGGGAUAAGGUUCUUGGAAUUGAGGGCCCUUCUCCUCUCGAGAGGGAAGAGUGGUGGCACAUUUUCUAUCGGGGAUCUCCAUUUCCGAUACUAGCUAGGGUUUUAAUAUAUGAUAUUGCCUCAAAUUGGCUAGCAUGUUUCCCUUUUUCAGCACGGAUGCAUGUCUAUGAUUCUUUCUUUUUGAAUGCACCUACAACUGAGGUUGUUCAGGCUGUAGUUCCCAGUCUAGUGCAAAACGGAAGUAAUAAAGAUGUAGAUGCAAAUGCUAUCUGCUCAAAUGCUGAAAGGAUAUUGGUACUAUGCUUGCUUGAAAACAAUGGUCUACUCAAGAUGGCUAGAGAAUUUGGUGGUUCUUGUCAAUCUAGAGAACUCAUUAGCACAAAUCUGAAGCCAGACGAUUCAAUCUUCAUAUCUAGAAUUGCACAGCUACUUGUAUCUAUUCCUGACAAAGCACGACUAGAAGCCCCAGCUGCACUCUCAUCACACCAGUUCUUCAAGCAGGUUACCAACCAGCUUCUUAAUGGAGCAGAAGAAAGUGCUCCAGACCUAUGUAAUAAAGUAGAUGCUUUGGAAGGCGUAUUUUUAUUUAUAGGGGAAACAUUUGCUCGCAUAUGUCGGCGCGGAUUUGCAGAUACUAUGUUAGUUGAAAUGAUCCCUCGGAUACUUAGACAUGUACGGGGCUUCUCAUCAACAAAUGUUGAUCCUAUUUCAUCUAAAUCACAAUUCUGGAUGAAGUUGAUGGAGGCAAUUAGAGAUGCAUAUGCUGUUGAAAGAUUGACUGAAUGCUUGCUGCAUCAGCUAGCCACUGAACAUGUGACUGACAUUGAAGCUUAUUGGAUCCUCUGGAUGUUGUUCAGUUGGACUUUUAAGCACCAAACAUCAGUCAGGUCGAUGUUUGUUGACAAAUUUUUACUCUGGAAAGUUUUUCCUAUCUGUUGUUUGAGAUGGAUUCUCCAGUUUUCUGUGCUUGAUUGCCCGCCAAAUUCCAGUGAGCUGACAAAAGGCCCAAAUUCUCAAAGCCUCUUAGACAUGGUGCAGCGUUUGGUUGGAGUAUGGUCAAAACGUGAGUUUGUUCAAUCAGCUCCAAUGGAGCAGCAAACUUAUAUAACUGCUGCUGUUGGCCUAUCCCUGGAACUGCUAUCCAGGGAAGAACUUGAAGCAGCCAAGGAUGUGAUGCACUCAAUCCUUCAAGGAGUAAGCUGUAGGCUGGAGAGUCCUAUGCAUUUAGUAAGGAGAAUGGCUAGCUCUGUGGCAUUGGUGUUCUCUAAAGUGGUUGACCCAAAAAAUCCUCUUUACCUUGAUGAUAGUUUCAAUGGAGAGACUAUUGACUGGGAAUUUGGGUUUUGUACCCAAUCCAAGGGGAUUGCAGCCAGUUUGAAUGGCAAAAAAGAGAUUCAUGGUGAUGUGAAAAUAUCUUUUAUUACUCGGUCAAACAAGGAAGUAGACAAUGCUGACGCCAGAAUAAAUACCAAUACAAAGCAAAAAAAUAAGAAGCUAUCUGAGUUAAAGAUGAUUGAUCCAGAUGAGAUUAUUGAUCCAUCAAUGCUAAAUAAUAUGACUAUAUCUGAUGAAGAAGAAGAAGAUGAUGAUGAUGAUGCAAGUGUGAACUCUGAAUCCUUAAGUGACUCAUCUUUGCAACCAUACGAUUUGACAGAUGAUGAUACAGACUUAAAAAGAAAAUUCUCACAGCUGGUUGAUCUAAUUGGAGCAUUACGGAAACCUGAUGACCCAGAUGGUGUGGAAAGAGCACUCGAUGUUGCUGAAAAUCUUGUAAGAGCAUCACCUGAUGAACUCCAGCAUGUGUCUGGUGAUCUUGUGAGAGCUCUUGUGCAGGUCCGUUGCUCUGAUUUGACCAUCGAAGGGGAGGAAGAAUCAGCUGAAAUAAAGAGGCAAAGAGCACUAGUUGCAUUGCUUGUCACAUGCCCAUUUGAAUCUGUGGAUGUCCUCAACAAACUAUUAUACUCUCCUAAUGUGGAUGUUAGUCAACGUAUCUUGAUACUUGAUGUGAUGACUGAUGCAGCUGAGGAGCUUGCAGAUGCUAAAAUCAUCAGAUCAGAACGGAAUAAGAAGAUACUUAUAUCAUCAAUGUCAGAGAGCCAGCCAUGGUUUUUGCCUGGUAACAGAGGGCCUUCCGGAGCAGGUUCCUGGAAAGAGGUCUCAGACACAGGACCUUUAAGUUGGUCGUAUCGCUAUGAGAGAGAUCUUCCCUUGAAACCAAAUCAGAUCAAAGUGGGGAAGUCACGAAGGUGGAGCAUCCGAUCAACAAAGAUACAAGAAAACCAACUGGACUUGUCAAAAAAUAAAUUCCCUGUAUAUGCAGCAGCAUUUAUGCUCCCAGCUAUGCAGGGAUAUGACAAGAAGAGGCAUGGUGUUGAUUUGCUUGGUGGGGAUUUUGUUGUGCUUGGGAAACUUAUCUAUAUGCUUGGUGUAUGUAUGAAGUGUGCAGCAAUGCAUCCAGAGGCAAUGGCUUUGGCUCCUGCCCUACUUGAUAUGUUAAGCUCAAGGGAGAUCUCACAUCAUGCAGAAGCCUAUGUUAGAAGAUCGGUCCUGUUUUCAGCUUCAUGUGUAUUGGCAGCACUUCAUCCUUCUUUUGUAGCAUCUGCUUUGGUUGGAGGUAAUUCUGAAAUUUCCAAGGGGCUUGAGUGGGUACGUAAAUGGGCACUGCAUGUUGCUGAAUCAGAUACAGAUACUGAAUGCUCCACAAUGGCAAUGGCAUGUCUCCAACUUCAUGCUGAGAUGGCCCUCCAAGCUUCCCGAGCACUUGAGUCUGCAGACACUGUAUACAAGGCAAGAGAUGUUGGUCUGCCUUCUAGUUUGAUGAAGGGAGCAAUCAGGAUUCCCCACUCAAACAUGGAAUUUCGAAUUUGAAUGAUAACCCUGGUAGUUGGUAUAUUCAUCCUUGGCCUUGCCAUGUAUAAUUUUCGAUCUUACUCUCACCGUUGGUGACCUUUUUGUUACCAUUGUUUUUAUUCUUACAUCGUGGGCUAACGAGUCACAUGUGAUUGCAGUUGUAUAGAGAAGAGAAAAACACACAAUGGUAAAGAAAAUUUUAUUUGUAAUACAAGGUUAUUUCAAUUGAGAAAUCGCAGUUAUAUAUAUCUACAUAACCCAGUUACCCUGGAAAGGGUUCUUUCUU